Messenger RNA from Prunus armeniaca (apricot), 354 nucleotides. The record is from the annotation of a GenBank genome assembly. NCBI's taxonomy places the organism in Eukaryota, Viridiplantae, Streptophyta, Magnoliopsida, Rosales, Rosaceae.
AUGAGAGCCGGUUGGUUGACAGCGGGGGAAGCGGUGCCGUCUGGAUCAGGCCGAAUUGCCGCGCCACGAAGUUCGGCAGAUAAACCUCGGCCCCAGCCUUGGACAGGCCGCAGUGAAGGUCGCGCGCGACCAGGAAGGAGCCCCAGAUCUCCUUCAGAUCAUUCUCCGUUUCACCGUCAGGAAUCACGGAGAGGUCGUGCGCCAAGAACAAAGGGUACGGCCGAGCAAGGCACACCCGGAACUGCGACCCGGUCCUCUCAACCAAGCCAUAGAAAAAUUUAUAACAAGAAGUCGAGGUGUUAUGCUUCCUGGGGGCCCGGGCAAACGCAUUGGCCAACGGCUCGGUGUCGGUAA